UUUGGCGUUUUUAUAUUCAAAUUUUACUGUCACUCUGUUAUUCAGUUGACAAAUUUCCACACAUACAGUGUACAGAGGCAUUUGAAAAGGAAAAUAUGAUGCUGUCGCAAUCAAUUUUAGCCGGUGUCCGUGUUCUACGCACUGAGGCACGUCGCAACAUUGCCAUAGUUGCACCAGCUCUGAACAAGGCAUCCGAUCCCAUCCAGCAACUGUUCCUAGACAAAGUUCGCGAAUAUAAGCAAAAGAGCGCGGGCGGCAAGUUGGUCGACUCUAAUCCUGAAAUUGAGCGAGAACUGAAAAACGAGCUAGAGCGUGUUGCCAAGCAGUACGGCAGCGAUGGAAAGACCGAUAUGCUUAAAUUUCCCGAAUUUAAGUUUCCCGAUGUGAAGAUUGACCCAAUAUCACAAGGCGCCAACUAAACAACACUAUGAAUUCGUUAAAUUGUUUUAAGUUAUUCUCAUCCAGAGGGCUGCCUGUAUGAACUUGAAUCAAGCAAGCGACUAUUAAAUCGGCACCAAGUCAAUAAUAAAACACGAUAUCGGAAAAAGCUUCUUAUAUAGUA
Molecule: messenger RNA, 562 nt
Organism: Drosophila novamexicana
Lineage: Eukaryota; Metazoa; Arthropoda; Insecta; Diptera; Drosophilidae
Gene: ATPsynCF6
Product: ATP synthase-coupling factor 6, mitochondrial
Exons: 3
Coding region: 96-419 (107 amino acids)
Biological process (GO): proton motive force-driven ATP synthesis
Molecular function (GO): proton transmembrane transporter activity
Source: RefSeq, a predicted model, not a curated record